AUGGACACGGCGCGCACUCCGAAGCGCAAGCGACGGCGCCUGGAGUCGGGCGCGUCCCGGCGUGGCGGCAAGAAGGCAUCGUCUUCAUCCUCUUCAGCCAGUCGCACGCCCGGAUCGGGAGGCAGCGAGUCCAAAAUUGUGUGGAAAGACUCGCCUGCAGACAAGCAGAUCAAAGUGUCUGGCACAGGCAAAAUGGCUGUUCGAAGGGAGAUGCAGGGCUUUGUGGGUCGCUUAGCACGUGCCAGUCAACAGUCACCUCCCUCCACUAGUGAAGAGGAGAAGAAACCGGGUCGAGAACGGGUUCGCACGCGUCGGAAGGCGGCGCAGCAUGAAGAGGAGAAAGCGGCCUCAAGACACUUGAUGUUCAGUCCUCCUGAGAGAGGAAUCACAACACAGGGGACACCCAAUACAGCCAGGAGGAGACGCUCCACCGAGAGAGGAGACUCACAAGACGAACUUUUCAAUGUACUGGACCAGAUGGAGCAGAAAUAUGCCAGUCCCGACGUGACUCUACCUCUAACAAGCCUCACAGCAUUGUCUUGUAGGAGACCACAACAGCAGCAAUCGCUGCCGCCAUUUGCAGCUGCUUCUUCUUCGACGGACGACGACGUGAAGAUGACGCCGACUCCAACUCCAAGCAACUCAUCGACCGGGACACAGUCGCCACGCUCACUACGGACACAGGAAGCAGAUAAAUCACAGGAAAGGACUAGAAAUCAGAAGGUUGUCAAGACUCUGGAGGCAAUCAAAGAGCAGGAGGCUCUCAAGACACCGGAUAAGCCCCCAGUGGUCAACGUGGACCCCUUUGACGACUUGACGGACGAAUCCUGGGCGUUAUUGGACCAGUUAGCGAGCCAGAGAGCUCCCGUUGAAGCUAGCCAAGUGCAGUCGCAAUCACAGACAGAGAUGGUAUCAUCCCAGAACCUCGCGCUAACUCCACGACCCAUGCCUUCAGCGGUGUAUAGUGACACGAAAAAGCCUUCUCCGUUGCCUCCAGCUCACGAUCCAGCGUCAGUGGUGCGGUCAAUGCAUGUCACUGGCGCAGCUCAGCAGUUAGAAGUACCCGAAAGCUUCAAGCGCUUUCUGGUGCUAGAAGUGGAUCGCGACGUUGUUAACCGUUCGCUGCUGUUGCGUCUAUUAGAUGACCAAGAUGUACAACUGGAGGCUCAGCUGAGCGAAGACUGGUAUGAUGUGCUUGUUGAAGCGGGCGAUACGAUCAACAUUGUGUUUACUGAGCAGGACAGAGAUGGAUUCUUUUCGCAAGAUAACAAGACGCCAGUAAGCCGACACUUGUCGCGGAUUGUCGUGGAUAAUGCACACAACGUCGUGGUAGUCCACCCGGAUAUACUGGUAUGUUUAGUGAUUUUUCAACUUUGA
Molecule: messenger RNA, 1377 nt
Organism: Phytophthora nicotianae INRA-310
Lineage: Eukaryota; Oomycota; Peronosporomycetes; Peronosporales; Peronosporaceae
Exons: 2
Coding region: 1-1377 (458 amino acids)
Source: RefSeq, a predicted model, not a curated record